Molecule: messenger RNA, 2022 nt
Organism: Jatropha curcas
Lineage: Eukaryota; Viridiplantae; Streptophyta; Magnoliopsida; Malpighiales; Euphorbiaceae
Product: P-loop containing nucleoside triphosphate hydrolases superfamily protein
Molecular function (GO): ATP binding; ATP hydrolysis activity
Source: RefSeq, a predicted model, not a curated record
CCAAGCGUAAAGCCUAGACACUGGAGAGAUCCCGAAGUUCACAUUUCGGAAACGUACAGACAGCCAUGGCUACUUUGGGGCGAUUGAGUAGAACAGCUCGGGCAUGGAGAGAAAUCGCUUCUCCCAAAACCCUAAGUCGCUCAUAUGCUCGCUCACUCGAAUCCUUUGGCCGUCUCCAUCACCGGUCUUCUAGUCACCACAUUCAUUCCACUGCAUCAGAAAUUCAGCGUCCCAUAUUACUGCCUAAUGCUGAUGAACCUUACUCUACACUUCCAGCUAUUUUAGCUGGUUUCUUUGGAAUCGGAAUGCUACAAGUAGCUUAUGCGGAUUCUGAUCAGGCUGCUUCUAAGCCUACAUUGUCCCCAGACUCUCCUUCAAGUUAUCAGGACCUAGAGGAGAUUGCCAAGAAAGAAAGACAACGAAUUGAAGAAUUGCUUAGAAGUAAAGGGAUGAAAUAUGGUUCUUAUCCCCGGUUCACUGUUGCUCUUAAGGGUCAAAAGGUCACAAUCAAGUUUCAAAUUCCUCCUGCAUGUGAUGUUCCGCAGUUGAUUGCAAACCUUGCUAUGAAUCUUGGACUGAAGGUUGAUGAGCGUGGCGGUGGUUCAGACAUGCGUUUACGUGCUUGGGACAGUGCAGUUGCCUGGCAAUUAACACUUAGUUGUCCAGAAAAACAGAAGGAAUCUCAUGGGGAUAACAGCAGUUUUGCAGAACCUGAGGGAGAUCUGUGUAUUCUCUUAUUUCGUUCGCUCAUUAGCAGAGAUAAAGCAGAAAUUGAGUUUAUAAAGAGUGGCAGAUUGAGCGAAACAGAGCUUGAUGCUCUUGUGUCUGUAUUACAAUUAGCUGGUGGGAGGGUAAUGACCUCAGAAAUAAAGCCUGGGGAAGGUGCUGCUCGGAUGCCAUCCACAGAAAAAUCAGUUGCUGCUCUGGAGUCCAUGGGAGUGAGAGUAUAUGGACUUGAUGCACCACAUGUAAAUUCUUCAAACAGUGAGGUAGUAUGGGAGAACAUUGCUGGAUAUGAUCACCAAAAACGAGAAAUAGAAGAUACAAUCUUGUUGGCUCUUCAUAGCCCUGAAGUAUAUGAUGAUAUUGCUCGAGGAACUAGAUGUAAGUUUGAGUCAAAUAGACCUCGAGCUGUGCUUUUUGAAGGUCCACCAGGCACAGGGAAGACAUCUUGUGCACGUGUUAUUGCGAAUCGAGCGGGUGUUCCCUUGCUAUAUGUGCCUCUGGAGGUUGUCAUGUCAAAGUACUAUGGGGAAAGCGAACGAUUGUUGGGAAAAGUCUUUUCUCUCGCUAAUGAGCUUCCUAAUGGCGGUAUCAUAUUUCUAGAUGAGGUUGAUUCUUUUGCUGUUGCUCGUGAUAGUAAAAUGCAUGAAGCUACACGUAGAAUUUUAUCAGUUUUAUUGAGACAGAUUGAUGGAUUUGAACAGGACAAGAAGGUAGUUGUCAUUGCUGCAACAAAUAGAAAACAAGACCUUGAUCCUGCUUUAAUCAGCCGAUUUGAUUCAAUGAUUACUUUUGGCCUACCCGAUGAGCAGAACCGCCAGCAAAUUAUUGCCCAAUAUGCAAAGCACCUAACAAAAUCUGAUAUGGAGGAGCUUUCAAAAGUUACAGAAGACAUGUCUGGAAGGGAUAUAAAGGACGUAUGUCAACAAGCUGAACGGUCAUGGGCAUCAAAGAUCAUUAGAGGACAAGCGGAUAAAGAUGGAGAGCAAGGGUUCCUUCCACCAUUGGGAGAAUACAUUGAAAGUGCAAUGAACCGGAGAAAGGCACUACUUAGCAUCGGAGACCAAAGAAGUCGAGGUUUUAAUCCGCGCACAAGCAGAGGUCAAUUAGAUUUAUGUUAAAGAGUAAGUGAAGGAUACUAUGAAUACUUAAUACAUAGAAUUAGAAGGUGUCUUGCUUACAAUUGAUCAAGAGUACAGCCUAAUAUUGUACAUACAUCUGAAUUACCAUCUCAUUUUUUACACUUGAUUGUUCUUUUUUUUUCUUUUUUUGAUCUUCAGUAGUAGUAUUUUCUGGAAA